Molecule: messenger RNA, 1151 nt
Organism: Morus notabilis
Lineage: Eukaryota; Viridiplantae; Streptophyta; Magnoliopsida; Rosales; Moraceae
Exons: 3
Coding region: 1-1107 (368 amino acids)
Molecular function (GO): nucleotide binding
Source: RefSeq, a predicted model, not a curated record
AUGGCUGAAUCCGAAUACCAACAUCCAAACAAUCUUCCAACAAUUCGGUUCGGAAUCAUCGGAUGCGCCGCCAUUGCUCGAAAACUGGCGCGAGCCAUUAGCCUGGCCCCCAACGCGACUCUCUACGCCGUCGGCAGCCGCUCCCUCGCGAAGGCCGAGGGGUUCGCCGCCCUCGUCGGCCUCUCCGGAGCGGUCAAGACCUACGGGAGCUACGAUCAGGUGCUCGACGACCCAUGCGUCGACGCCGUGUACCUUCCCCUGCCCACCAGCCUCCACGUCCACUGGGCUGUCGUGGCCGCAAGUAAGAAGAAGCACUUGCUGCUGGAGAAACCGACGGCUCUUGAUGCGGCGGAGCUCGAUCAGAUACUCGAAGCGUGCCGAUUCAACGGCGUGCAGUUCAUGGACGGAAGCAUGUGGCUGCACCAUCCCAGGACCUGCAAGAUGAAGGAGUUGCUCUCUGAUCAACGGGUGUUUGGCCAAAUUAAUUACGUCUACAGCACGUCCACAAUGACAGAGAACCCAGAAUUUCUCCAAAACAACAUAAGAGUGAAGCCUGACUUGGACGCCUUGGGAGCACUUGGGGACACAGGCUGGUACUGCAUUGGGGCCAUUUUAUGGGCCAAUGACUACAAACUACCCUCCACAGUCCAAGCUCUUCCGGACACCACAAAAAACGCAGCAGGCGUGAUCCUGUCCUGCACAGCGUCGUUUCAGUGGAGCAUUUCGUCAAACACCGCCACAAUUCACUGCUCUUUCCUAUCCCACACGUCCAUGGACCUGGCCAUUUCCGGCUCCAACGCCUCCAUUCGCGCCAACGAUUUCAUAAUCCCUCAUAAAGAAGACUCUGCUUUGUUUGAGUUCAGCUGUGGGGCUAAGUUUGCGGAGCUUCAUAUUGGGUGGAAUAUGGAUCCAAAGGAAGUGAGAGUGGAGUGUGACAUGCCACAAGAGGCUUUGAUGGUUCAAGAGCUUGCUAGGCUUGCUCAAGGCAUUAAAAGAUAUGGGCAUCAACCAGAUGGGAAAUGGCCUGAGAUUAGUAGAAAGACACAGUUGGUGUUGGAUGCUGUCAGAAGAUCUAUUGAUCUUGGGUUCAAGCCUAUCCAGUUGUAAUAUGUGAAACUUUUCUUCUUUUUUUUUUUCUUUUUUUUUUUUUG